Messenger RNA from Nelumbo nucifera (sacred lotus), 2480 nucleotides. Its product is annotated as aspartokinase 2, chloroplastic-like. Gene Ontology annotation, biological process: L-homoserine biosynthetic process. Gene Ontology annotation, molecular function: aspartate kinase activity. The record is from RefSeq and is a predicted model, not a curated record. Gene Ontology annotation, cellular component: cytosol; chloroplast stroma. NCBI's taxonomy places the organism in Eukaryota, Viridiplantae, Streptophyta, Magnoliopsida, Proteales, Nelumbonaceae.
CGACCGUCCAUUCGCAGCAGAAGACGCGGGAGGGUUUCGCAAUUCAACGAAGACAAAUACUAGAGUGACCACUCUUACAGAUUAUUUACGACAACACCAUCUUCUCAAGUUCUUUGAGCUAUAAGGAAAGGCGCCGUCAGAGCAGAGGGAACUCUUGUUCUCACGUUCCCCCCGCCCCGCUUUAUCAGGGAGCUCCGACGUCCGACGCCCGCGGUCAAGAAGCGCCACUGCUUCUAUAGAUAAAACGCGAGCUAAGAGAGAAACACCAACUAAACCUAGAUUUCAUGAAAUCUCUCUGUUUUUAGCUUUCCAUUUCCUUUCGGUUCUCAGAAGCAUGAAUUUAUCGCAAAUGGAGUACUAAAUCGAUCCAGAAGAAGGAAGAUGCUCGUAUCGCAUUUUAGCUCAUUCUUCGAAAAGAUCAAUUUUAUCUGUCCAGAUCUCUGAAGAAUUAUACACAAUAGAUUAGUUCUUAGCUUCCGUCCAUCUUGCUCAGCUGCUGCUGCAAAAUAAAUAAAUAAAAGAAAAUAAUUCUCAGAAGAGUGUGUUUGUUGCUUUAAACUGCUUUAGAAUGGCGAGAUCAUUGCAAUUCACUGGUGUCAGAACUCCCCAUACUGGGUUCAGAAGAUAUUCCUCGCACUUCUUACCUCUAUCAUCAGUGAAACUAUCUUCGACCCUGUCUGAUCUUGCGGCAUUAGUGGCUUCGAGUGCUGGACUUUUGAAUAGAAGACCUGAAGGCCCCCGCACAAGGAGAGCUUUCAAAAUCAGUUGCGAGACAGGAGCAUUAGCUUUUCGAGAAAAGGUCGAGAAUGAGAGCCAAAGUUUUGAUAGAAAUGUGGGGCAGUUGACGUGUGUGAUGAAGUUUGGUGGGUCUUCGGUGGCCUCAGCGGAGAGGAUGAAGGAGGUCGCUGAACUGAUUCUGAGCUUUCCUGAAGAAAGGCCUGUACUUGUUCUCUCUGCAAUGGGAAAGACGACUAACAAGCUUCUACUGGCUGGAGAAAAGGCUGUUGGUUGUGGUGUUUCUCACGUUUCUGAAAUUGAUGAGUUAGGGUUUAUAAAGGAACUUCAUCUCAGGACGGUUGAUGAGCUUGGAGUGGAUAGGUCUAUAAUUUCUGAACACUUGGAAGAAAUGGAGCAACUUCUGAAAGGAAUUGCUAUGAUGAAGGAACUUACUCCUCGUACAAAAGACUAUCUAGUUUCAUUUGGAGAGUGCAUGUCGACAAGGAUAUUUGCUGCAUAUUUGAAUAAAAUUGGUGCUAAUGCUCGCCAAUAUGAUGCAUUUGAUAUUGGUUUUAUAACCACAGACGACUUUACAAAUGCGGACAUCUUAGAAGCAACAUAUCCUGCUGUUGCAAAGAGGUUGCAUGGUGAUUGGAUUAAUGAUCCUGCAAUUCCUGUUGUUACUGGCUUCCUUGGAAAGGGAUGGAAAUCUUGUGCUGUCACAACAUUAGGUAGGGGAGGUAGCGAUCUGACAGCCACAACAAUUGGUAAAGCAUUGGGUUUGCGUGAGAUUCAGGUAUGGAAGGAUGUGGAUGGUGUUUUGACAUGUGAUCCCAAUAUCUAUCCCCGUGCAGAGCCCGUACCAUAUUUGACUUUUGAAGAGGCAGCUGAACUUGCUUAUUUUGGUGCCCAGGUCUUGCAUCCACAAUCCAUGAGGCCUGCUAGAGAGGGGGAUAUCCCUGUUAGGGUAAAAAAUUCUUACAAUCCCAAAGCUCCAGGUACCCUCAUCACUAAAUCAAGAGAUAUGAGUGAGGCAGUCCUUACCAGUAUAGUUUUGAAGCGUAAUGUCACUAUGUUGGAUAUAGUUAGCACCCGUAUGCUGGGCCAAUUUGGUUUUCUUGCAAAGGUCUUCUCAAUCUUUGAAGAUUUGGGCAUAUCUGUUGAUGUUGUUGCUACAAGUGAAGUCAGUAUUUCCUUGACACUGGAUCCAUCAAAACUUUGGAGCAGGGAAUUAAUACAACAGGCAAGCGAACUCGACCAUGUGGUGGAAGAACUAGAGAAAAUUGCAGUCGUGAAUCUGCUCCAACACAGAUCGAUUAUCUCUCUCAUUGGGAAUGUUCAACGGUCUUCGUUGAUACUAGAAAAGGCAUUUAAUGUUCUCCGAACCAAUGGAGUAAAUGUCCAGAUGAUCUCUCAAGGAGCAUCAAAGGUAAACAUCUCAUUGAUAGUAAAUGACAGUGAAGCAGAACAGUGCGUCAGGGCCCUACAUUACACCUUCUUUGAGAGAGGUGUUCUGUCUGAUGUAAGUUCGACUUCGAAUAGCUUGUCCGAAAAUGGUUCCCCCACACCACUACCAGAUGCAAAUUGAUUAUUGAUGCCUCCGUUAUUAUGUUUACUCAUUUAGUUUUAGGUAUAUCUUGUGUACCAAUUGAAUUGUUUUAUCUUCAUUUUCUCCCAACUGUUAAGUUAUGGACCAGUUUUUGGAUGGUGUAAAAUUUUUACUAUUAAGUUUUUGUUUGGGCCUCGUUCUCGUAAGUCCAGAA